Molecule: messenger RNA, 2131 nt
Organism: Anopheles moucheti
Lineage: Eukaryota; Metazoa; Arthropoda; Insecta; Diptera; Culicidae
Product: proliferation-associated protein 2G4
Exons: 5
Coding region: 229-1458 (409 amino acids)
Source: RefSeq, a predicted model, not a curated record
AGUCUUGCUUGCAAAACAAGAAGAAGUGAAAAUCUGCCGCGUCAAAAGCAAAACGUGCGUACGAAUUGGCGUACAUUUCCGCAAUUGUUAAUCUCGAAAGUGGUUUGUUUUCCGUGAGGCAUUCAGUAGAUUUCCUUUGUGGAAGCGACUAGAACGUGUGACAUAUAAAAAAACGGACAGUACGAUAGAACAUCUUGGUUGGAAUAGAAACGCAGCGCUGCCGUAACAAUGGCUCCAGUUGAAAAGCAGACCGACCAGGAAUCGACGAUUGAAGAUCCGACUGUGGUCGAAAAGUACAAAAUUGCGGGUGAUAUCGUGAAUAAAACUCUUCAAACAAUAAUCCGAGCAUGUGUUGUUGGCGCAUCAGUGAAAGAGAUCUGCCUGAAGGGUGACAACAUGAUGGCGCAGGAUGCAGUAAAGAAAUACAAAAACGAAGAAGAUAUGAAGAAGGGCGUCGCCUUCCCGACGUGUCUCUCGGUGAACAACUGCAUUUGCCACUUCUCUCCAGCGCGCAACGAUCCGGACUAUCUGCUGAAGGAGAACGACGUGGUCAAGAUAGACAUGGGGGCACACAUCGAUGGUUUCAUUGCGGUCAUGGCCCACACGAUCGUGGUCGGUGCAACGCCGGAGAAUAAGUGCAAGGGCCGCGCGGCCGACGUUGUCCUAGCGGCAUAUCACGCUAGCCAGGCCGCGCUUCGACUGCUAAAGGAUGGCACCGGUAACUAUGCUGUCACGGAUGCGGUACAAAAAAUCGCGUCCGACUUCAAGUGCAAACCGAUCGAGGGUAUGCUGAGCCAUCAGCUGAAACAGUUCAAAAUUGAUGGCGAGAAGACGAUCAUCCAGAACCCAACGGUUGCACAAAAGAAGGAACACGAGAAGUGUGAAUUUGAAAAGUACGAAGUGUACGCGAUGGAUGUGCUCAUCAGUACGGGCGAAGGACUCGGCAAGGAGCUGGAUACGCGGGUGGCAAUCUAUAAGAAGACGGACGAAAAUUAUAUGCUUAAGUUGAAAGCAUCCCGUGCGUUCUUCGGAGAGGUUAAAAGGAAGUACGGAUCGAUGCCUUUCAACUUACGAAACUUUGAGGAAGAAGCAAAGGCCAAGCUGGGCGUCAACGAAUGCGUGGCGCAUAAGAUGGUUGAACCCUUCCAAGUAUUAUACGAAAAGCAUAAUGAAUAUGUUGCUCAGUUCAAAUACACGGUGCUCAUCAUGUCCAACGGCUUGAGGGUCGUAACAGGCCACACGUUCGACGAGAGCUGUUACGAAAGCGAACACAGCGUACAGGAUGAAGAAAUGAAGAAACUGUUGGCUACGGAACUGGUGCUGGGUAGCCAUGGCAAGGAUAAGAAGAAGCGACGUAGAAGGAACAAAAACAAGGCAGCGGCCGCUGGCGGUGCCGACGAAGACGCCGAGGAGGACAGUGGCGAUGAAGAGGCGGAUAAAAAGGAUGCGAAACCAUAACAGCAAAAUAUCGCUAUUACGGCCCGCGCCUUCACAGAGACGGCCUCAAGCUCGAGCAUACAGAACCCGUUCCCCCUCCAAUCCGUACUGAUUAAAGUUUGAUUCGGGUGUGUUAUUCCGUACAUAGCAAUAGUUUGCACUUGUGCACACUGCCCUAUACGAGAAAAGUGCAUAGCGUCCCAGGAAAGGAGUUCCCCGUUCUCCUUCGUGUGAAAUGUACAGUGGUUCUAAAAAUAGAACUCUGGUAAGGUAAAAUCUUAUAGCGCCAUCUAGUGGGUGGUCCAUCUACCUAACGUUUGAAGGACAGAAGUAGCAUGCGAACAGAACAGUUUUUGUCGCUUUUAGAAGGGGAUAAAACGCGAAAUAACUUAAAGCGAAUGUGUUUCUGUUCACUCUUACGAAAUUUAAUGCGUUUUUUUGCUUUGUCUUCUUUUCCAACGUACCAAUCAUUCUCAGCAGUGGUACGUUACUAUCCUAAUCCUUUUGUAAUAUCCCAUGCAUGACAAGACUAUACUUUUGCCCUCGGUAGCGCAGAAGUUGUUCCAACAACCAUAUGCUUAUGUUUUUUUAAAGUACUUUGUGUUAAAACCCUCCGGCUAGGGAAAAACAUCCCUAAAUUUGUCAACUAAAUUUUGUUAUUUCUUUUAAAAAAUAAAUCGGAUCCGUUGUCAUA